GGUCCGCGUCCAUAUUCCGCACGUCUCGCGUUGGAUGUAUGUAUAUUUAAUUUGCACACUAUUAUACAUAAGUACUGGGAACAUGUAAAAACCAAUUGCAUAACUUGCAUUUUUUACAUUGAAAAUAUCGUUCUUCUCUACUUAUAUUAUAAAUAGUGAAAGAUUGAACAUAAUUUGGACACUGCGGAACGUGUAUCGGAUCGAAUGAUUCGGAUACGACCGUUGAGUAAAUCGGACGCAUCAGCCAAUCCGCGAUCAGAAACGUCGUUUCUUCUUUUUUCGCGUUUUCUUAGAAUUGGUGGUGAGCGCCGAGUGGCGACAGGCGAAGUAUGUACCUAUGUACAAAGAAAGUGACAACCAGAGAGUGUAUCAACAUUGACUUAUUAGUGUGAGUUUUUAUAUUUUCUAAAAUUUGAACAAAAGGCCGAAACAAACGCUAGUGAAGGGGAAUAGUAGAGUAGCUCGACAUUUUGACAGGCUGCAUGAUCAGUGUUCGUUGCGGUAUAAGCGGGGAACUAUAUACAUGUAUAUACAAGUUCGCGGAAUUGACUCGGCGGCUCGGCGCUGCACGCAUUGACGCAUCCUACGCCUACCUACACAGUGAAAAAACCGCGUAUCCCGUGUGCUAGUGUGCGGUGGACGGCCGGCAAGGUGUAAUAAACGAACACGUGGUGCCUGUCGUUGCACGUCAAGGCUUUUCAUAAGCAGCGUAUGCUUUGUUUUUCUUCGAUCGUCGUGGACGAAAAAAGUUCUGCGCGAUGGCCACCGAACUGAUGGAGAAGAUCCUGGACCGCCUUUCCAAGCACGACGAGGUCGACUCGCUGGAUUUGGCCCAGAACUUCGGUGUCGAUCACCAGAAGAUCGUUGGAGCUAUCAAGAGCUUGCAAGCCUUUGAGGAUUUAUUAAAAGUAGAAUCUAAGAGUCGUAAGGAGUGGGUUCUAACGGAGGAGGGUCAACACGUGCUUGAAAACGGUAGCCAUGAAGCUGCCGUGUUCAACGCUAUACCAGCUGAUGAGAACGGAGCCAAACAAGCCGAUAUUCUUUCUAAAGUUCCUUUUGCCAAAGUUGGUUUAUCCAAAGCUCUAGCGGCACAAUGGGUUGAGCUGGUAAAGAGUAAAAAUGACACCUUUAUUAAGAGAAAAGUGCCUUCUAUUACGGAUCAAAUUCAAAAACAUCUGAAGGAUCUACAGACUUUAUCUGAUGACUCGAAAAAAGAGUACAAAAAAAGAAAGUUAAUCAAGGAAAACAUUAUUAAAAUAAUGGUACUUCAAAAAGGAGAAAACUUUUCCACAAAAAUUGAAAAACCAGAAGCUGAUCUUACUGCCGAUUUAUUGGUAAACGAUGCAUGGAAGGAAAAGAAAUUUAAACCUAUCAAUUUAGAUGCUCUAGGUGCACCACUGGAUGUCGGUCAUCUGCAUCCGUUACUCAAAGUUAGGACAGAAUUCCGAAAGAUAUUUCUUGAAAUGGGUUUUCAAGAAAUGCCUACUAAUAAUUACGUAGAAAAUUCUUUCUGGAAUUUUGAUGCUCUAUUCCAGCCUCAACAGCACCCAGCUCGAGAUGCGCACGAUACCUUCUUUAUAUCAGACCCUGCUGCAAGCACAUCUUUCCCUGAAGAUUAUCUCAAAAAGGUCCGUAAAGUUCACAGUGAAGGAGGCUAUGGUUCACAAGGUUACGGUUAUGAUUGGAAAAUUGAAGAAGCUCAGAAGAAUUUACUAAGAACGCAUACGACAGCUGUCAGUGCUCGUAUGCUGUACAGGUUAAUGAAAAAGGGUAAAUUUGAACCAGUAAGAUAUUUCAGUAUUGACAGAGUAUUCAGGAAUGAAACCUUAGAUGCCACACACUUGGCAGAGUUUCAUCAAGUUGAAGGAGUUAUAGCAGAUUAUGACCUCACUCUUGGUGAUUUGAUCGGUACACUUUAUGAAUUCUUCAGCAAGCUUGGUAUUACAAAGCUUGAAUUCAAGCCAGCUUACAAUCCAUACACCGAGCCUAGUAUGGAAAUAUUCUGUUUCCAUGAAGGUUUGGGCAAGUGGAUUGAAAUUGGAAACAGUGGUAUUUUUAGACCAGAAAUGUUACUGCCAAUGGGAUUGCCAGAAAACGUUAACGUGAUCGCCUGGGGUUUAUCGCUUGAGAGGCCUACGAUGAUCAAAUAUGGCUUGAACAAUAUAAGAGAUCUGGUUGGGCCGAAGGUCGAUCUGCAAAUGGUCCAGGACAAUCCGUUAUGUCGACUAGACAAAUGCGAAGUCUCGGCAGCAGGCUCGAGGCAGGCCGAGGGUGAAACCUUUUCUGACGAAUCGCUACUAGCGAGAAACCAGCGAACAUCCAGUACCAAUCCCAUCGCCGAAGAUGUCGUAGUGUUCUGCGAUCCAUCGCGGAUGCCUUACUUCAUGAAGCCUCUUCUCGACCUCUUGAGACAAAUCUUUGCCGUGCGGGCGAGUGUCCACCGGCAUUCGUCGCUGUCGAGUAAUAACGCGAGUUCUCAGGAGCUGCGCAGUUUCUCCGAGAGCUUGACGAGUGCUCCAGUGGAUACUUCGUUACCCGAGCUACGAUUCGUACUCAUUUGGAGGCGAGACGAGGCUGUCUGUAUCAGUCUGAGGUAUGGUGCUGGUCACGAGAUAGCAGGACAGGUGAACGUGGCACGUUGCCUGGCGAGACUCGUAGAGCAGAGACGGCCUGAAUUGCUGAGGUACGAGAGCCUCGGUGCUGCUUACGCCAACCAGGUUGAUUCGGUGCUCAGGAGGCUACAGGAGAUCGAACCGUUUGACAAGGCUAGAUUGGAGGCACUGUGUAAGAAGGAGAAGGCGCAUAGAAAGUCAAAGUACUUUUUCGGGGAUGAAAUGAGUGUCAUUGAUGUCUUUUUGGAGGCAUAAGGUGGAAACGACUUUUCCAAAUAAAAUUUUUAACGAGCUGUCAGCUUUCGCGUUUAAUGAUGGAGGCUAUGAAUUUUUUUUCAAAUUCAAAUUGAUAUUUCUGAACUUGAUACUUUUUACUUUAUAAAAAAUGUUGGAUUGAAUUCAAUCAAUCAACUUUCAGACAAAGUAAUCCUACAUUCUAUGUUAAUCAUAAACUAUAGAACUUUGCCGUGAAAUAAACCAGUGUGAUAUCGAAGCAUCGACGUUUGUACUUCAAAUGUUUUCUUUCACUUUUUGUCGACACUUGUAGUUGCGGAUGUCAAAUUUUUAUAAAUUCAACUUGGUCUCUAGUAAAAGUGCGCAAUGCGUCAUUCAUCUUAAAAAGUGCAUUAUUGUGAUCUUCUCGCACAAUAUUUCGAAGCAAAAAUAAUGGAUUUUAUAUUUUUGGAUAAACAUUUAAAGUAUGGUCAUUCGCGUCGUCCAAAGUGUUGUAAUCUCCAUGACAAAGUGAUUUAUAUUGAUUGUAGAUAUAGAUUUGUGAUUUUAGUAAGUGAUUGUAAAUAAACCAAAAAUCAAGUUACAUAAAA
Messenger RNA from Nasonia vitripennis (jewel wasp), 3436 nucleotides. It is a transcript of the gene alpha-PheRS, whose product is annotated as phenylalanine--tRNA ligase alpha subunit. Gene Ontology annotation, cellular component: phenylalanine-tRNA ligase complex; cytosol; cytoplasm. The record is from RefSeq and is a predicted model, not a curated record. Gene Ontology annotation, molecular function: tRNA binding; ATP binding; phenylalanine-tRNA ligase activity. The transcript has 7 exons. Gene Ontology annotation, biological process: phenylalanyl-tRNA aminoacylation. The coding region runs from base 759 to 2867 and encodes 702 amino acids. NCBI's taxonomy places the organism in Eukaryota, Metazoa, Arthropoda, Insecta, Hymenoptera, Pteromalidae.